Adelges cooleyi (spruce gall adelgid) is the source of this 3180-nucleotide messenger RNA. It is a transcript of the gene ERR, whose product is annotated as estrogen receptor. The record is from RefSeq and is a predicted model, not a curated record. Gene Ontology annotation, cellular component: nucleus. NCBI's taxonomy places the organism in Eukaryota, Metazoa, Arthropoda, Insecta, Hemiptera, Adelgidae. Gene Ontology annotation, molecular function: nuclear steroid receptor activity; sequence-specific DNA binding; steroid binding. Gene Ontology annotation, biological process: regulation of DNA-templated transcription. The transcript is spliced from 8 exons. Bases 885 to 2870 code for a protein of 661 amino acids.
AGACAAUUUUAUUUUUUUAUUUUAUUUUAUUUUUCGUCAAAAAUAUACAUUAAAAACAGUAAAUUUAAACAAAUCAUUUUUCAGUAGGUAUCGUCGUCAGUAUAAUAUUAUAUUAACAUUCAAAGCUUCCCAGGGACCGCAGCAAGCCGGCAGAUAGCGCCAAGGGGUUCUUAACAUACCAUCCGGCCGCCGCCGCCGCCGCCGCCGCCGCUACAGCCUACAAUUUAUACAACUUAACUAAAACCGUGUGUGCCGUGUGAUGUGAAUGUGUGUGUGUGUGUGUGUGUCUAAGUGAUAAUGUAGUAAUUCGGACUUGGAUUGGAUAAUAAAAAUGUACAUAGUAUAUUAUUAUACUAUUAUGUAUAUUUUAUAUUAUAAUAUUAUUACAGUUUUUACAUAGUGUUAAUAUUAUUAUCAAUCACUCCGAAACGGACACCGUCGAGCCGAGCGCGUGACCACUGGCGUUUUUUUUCUCUUCUCCAAUUAAUAUACGAUAAUUAUUUAUUAUUAUAUACCUACCUAAUAUUUUAAUGUUACAAUAUUGUUGUGUUCUCGUCUCGUUUUAUUUUUUUAUUUUUUUCUUCUCUGCUCGAGAAUAACGUUAUGUUACAAUACACUGUUUACUUUCAAUCAAAUGCUUAAGUAAAUUAACUACUGUGGACAAAAUACCUGUAAUUUCUACGAUAAUGGUAAAACUCUUGUCGAUAGCCGUGUGCGAACGUGGAACCGAUCAAUUGGCCCAACUACUACUAUGAAGACGCAUCCGGUACAAUAGUUAUUUGUCAAUUUCUCUAUUUGCUCUAUUGCUCCGUUACUUGCCAAGCCUAGCCGAUAUUAUAAAUGUUGACGUGACCGCCCCGCACACACACACCGCACCAGUACACAUGCAUCGACACCGGCACCAGAGCGUCCAAGCCGAAGCCUACGAUAGAACCGUAGUGACAUUUGCAGAAACGACGUCGGCCGACGUGGAUCUGGAUUUAGACGUGGACACCGAAGAUCUAGAUCUAGACGCCAGCGCCACCGAGGACCUGGACCUGGUCGACAGCAUGAUAUUUGUCAAGAAAGAACGUUUGGCCGCGUCCAGUAGCUCUCUGUCGCCCACCUCUCCUUCGGAAAUGUACAUAUGUGCAGCCAGCAGUAUCAAAAAGGAGCCGGCCAUGAGCACGAGCAGUGCCGUCACCUCGCAACAGUUCGACAUCACCAGCAGCAGUAACAACGGACUGAUUCUGGCCACGGCUUUGUCGCCCCGGAGCCCUGGUUCUGCGGAACUGGUGCUUGGCUCUGUGGACCUACUCGACGAGCAGCAGCAACAGUUUCAACAAAACCAAUUCUGCUGUUCGAGCACUACGAACAAUACCGGAAACAAUGGUUCGUCGAGCGCCCGUGUUGUAAUAUCAGUUCAGGACAACAACGGUACCGUCGGGUGCCCAGUCGUGAAAGACAAACUGGACGAUUCGGGCAACGGCUCGGCCAAUGGAUCUCCGCAAAACCGAAGGCUUUGUCUGGUUUGUGGCGACACGGCUUCUGGCUAUCACUAUGGAGUGGCGUCGUGUGAAGCUUGCAAAGCAUUUUUCAAACGCACUAUUCAAGGCAACAUUGAAUACACGUGUCCGGCUUCAAACGAUUGUGAAAUCAACAAGAGGCGCCGUAAAGCGUGCCAGGCGUGUCGCUUCCAAAAGUGCUUGCGUAUGGGCAUGCUCAAGGAAGGCGUUCGUUUGGACCGAGUCCGUGGCGGACGUCAGAAAUAUCGACGGCAAUCGUCGCAGCAGCAACAGUCCCAAAACACCAAUCAGCAGCUGACCCAGCAGCAGCAACAGUGUUUGUUACAGUCGCAUCAUCACGGACAUUUGAAUGUGUCCGCCAGAGACGGCAUGGUGAACAAUUCAAACGGCGGAUCUGUCACGUGGACAACGGGCAACAUUAACGACUCGUUGAAGAACUGUUGCUGUUGUUGCUCGAGCGGCGGACUCACUUCUCUUGAAGAAAAUAAAAUGCUGGAAGCCCUUCAAGCUUGUGAGCCCGACAUGCUCACUACGAAUUCUACAGAAAACAACAACAGUUUCAAACCAACCGUUACCAACAUGAACAACAGUCAACAGCAGCAGUGUCAGUCGUCCGUCACACCUUCGGUGGCCUCUACGACUGCGUCUAAUUCUCCGGUGCACAUACUGUCCGAUCUCUACGACAGGGAGCUGGUCAGCACCAUAGGCUGGGCAAAACAAAUACCAGGUUUCACUGAUUUGUCGUUGAACGAUCAAAUGCGAUUGCUACAAUCGACAUGGGCAGAACUACUGACGCUGACAACGGCGUUCCGAUCGAUUUCGAACUCGGUCAGCAUGAUCACCGACAACGCGAUACUCAACGGAGAGUGCCAGAAGAGAAAACUGAAAUACGCCACAGAUUACGUGUUGGACGAGAAACAAGCAAAAGAAAUCGGUCUUGGAGACGUUUACAAUUUGUGUUUGCACAUCGUGGAAAAGUUGCAACAGUUGAAGGUGCAGAAAGAAGAAUACUAUCUGUUGAAAGCUCUGGUGUUGAGCAAUUCGGACGCCAUCCGAGUGGACGACCAGGGCAAGCUGAAAAAGUUUCGCGACGCCAUAAUCCAGUCGCUCACCGACCUGUUGUCUUACAACAACGUCAACAACAACAACAAUAGCAAUAACAGGCCACCAAACGACGACUCGAACAACGCGGUCGGUUGCGCUCAUCAAAGGCUGCAGCAGAGAACAAACGAGUUACUGUUGUGUUUGCCCGCUCUACGGCAAGCCGACCAACUGAUCCGUCAGUAUUGGGGGGCCGUACACAAGGAGGGAGCCAUACGCAUGAACAAACUGUUUGUCGAGAUGCUGGAAGCUUACCUUAGAUAGUGUUGCCGUCAAAAACACACAUUUCACACACCGAGACGUAACGGACUUAUGUCCUGUCGACGCCAUUUCUAAAAGUAGUCACUGCCUGCCGUUGCUGGUUCCAACUAAAUCGGACAGGGAGUUUGUUAAUUAUGUUUUUAGAUAAAGCAAAAAUAAAAUACAAUUAUUUUUCGAUUAGACUAUAGAGAUUAUAAUAUAUAUAUACAUACAUAUUAUAGAGUAAACAUUAUUUAUAUUAAUAUAUUUUGAAUAGAUUUUUAGUUAUUGAUAAAAUAAUAUAUAUAUAUAUAUAUAUAUAUAUAUCAUUUUA